Ochlerotatus camptorhynchus is the source of this 1951-nucleotide messenger RNA. Its product is annotated as zinc finger protein 546-like. Gene Ontology annotation, cellular component: nucleus. Gene Ontology annotation, molecular function: DNA-binding transcription factor activity, RNA polymerase II-specific; RNA polymerase II transcription regulatory region sequence-specific DNA binding; zinc ion binding. The transcript has 3 exons. The coding region runs from base 14 to 1900 and encodes 628 amino acids. NCBI's taxonomy places the organism in Eukaryota, Metazoa, Arthropoda, Insecta, Diptera, Culicidae. The record is from RefSeq and is a predicted model, not a curated record. Gene Ontology annotation, biological process: regulation of transcription by RNA polymerase II.
UUCUGCUGUUUGCAUGCAGAAAAUUCAUAAGAGAAUAUUCGUAAAAAGUCGAUCCUCGACUUGGUUCAUAAUUAAUUGCUAUUUAUUGAAGUGUAAUCGUAGCUUUAUCCGAAUGGAUUCAAUAUUUUCUGCAGGUUUUUCGGAUGGUUUGAGUGAGAUCUCAACCAUGCUGAACUCGCAUGAUUUUCCGGCAUGUUGCCGCCUUUGUUUGAAGCCCUCCAGAGAUGAUCCACUCGACGUCAUUCAAUGUGAACAAAUUCAUCCGGAAUCUGGUUUCUCUGUCCACGAUCUGUUGCUGGAAAUGUCCUUUGAACCGUCAGUGAACGAUUCUUUGUCACCUCAGGGAUCAAUUUGCCAGGCUUGCUACUGCGAGCUUCAGAACGUCUAUCGAUUUCGCAGCCAAUCCACGGAAAUGUACAAAUUUUAUAAGGUACUAGUUGAGGCCAAAAUAUCCGGCAAUGAAGAACCAUUAGUGGAGUUGAUCGAGCGGAAAACUAGCGAUAAAUUAAGGUCCCAUCUGGUCCGCCUAGGUAUCAUCAGUACCGACAAACUUUUCAUGAAAUCUUAUCUAGCUGAAACAGGAUUUGUCGCAAGUGUAACCGAGCCAGUAGGAGACAUUUUUAAACCGCAGAUAAUUUCGGUAAAACUAGAGAACGAAACUGAAACCGAUUACUCGAAUUCCGAGGACAAUGUUGAACCGCCUGCGAAGGUCAGUAGAAAACAAACAAGACAGGAACCAAAAGAUCUUGAUCGUCCAAAGGCAAAGCGUCCGGAAAAAUUUACAGUUUGUCCUAUAUCAGACUGCCGGGAGUCACUGCAGGCUCAAACGUAUGUAACUCACUUGAGAGAUUACCACAAGUACGGUUGUAAGCUUUGUGGAAUUAUUCUGAAAUCCAGACACGUGAUGGCCCAGCACGUUGUUGUUCACAAAGACCGCCCGCUUACGGUUCAAUGCACUUUCUGCGAUCAAAAGUUCUCGAGUUUUGGUACGAUGAGAGCUCACGCUAAGAUGGUACAUGAGAAGUUGGCUACAAGCUAUAAAUGUAAGGAGUGUGGGGAUAUAUUUGACAGGCGUAAACCUUUCACUGAACAUAUUAAAUCGCAUCUACCGAAGGAAUGUACCAUUUGUGGGGAUGAUUUCGAUCAUCACAUCCGAUUAUAUUAUCACAUGAAAAAUCAUCACCCGGCAAAACUUUUAAGGUGUACAUAUUGCUUCCGAGAAUUUCUAAUACAGUCUGCCCUGGACCACCACAUGGAGCAGAGUUCCGUCAAUCCAAAUCAUAUAUCAGACGAAUCCUAUGAAGUGUUGACGCUCAAGUCGAUGAUGAUGUUCAGUUGUCUCGAGUGUGACAAACAGUUCACUUCGGAAGCGCACCGUUCGACGCAUAUGGACAGUCACGUCUUCAAGAUGCGACAUAUACCGGUCAAAACAAGGCGCCCCAAGGAAGAGCUAGAUAAACUAGAAUAUAAAUUUCAGUGCGACCAAUGUGACGCUAAAUAUCGACUGCAAAGAUCACUGGACUCGCAUCGAAGAAAGCACAAACUGCCACCGUUGGUUUGCGAUUCCUGUGGAGCAGUAUUUGAGAACAAAACAUACCUCAAGCAUCAUAUUAUUUACAAGCACACGAAAGAUUUUCGACAUAUUUGCGAUUUCUGCAAAAAAGCUUUCGCCACCAGCUCGGAUUUGCUGAGGCAUCGGCGAAUUCACACGAAGGAGUGCCCGUAUCAAUGUAGCCAAUGUGGCGACCGGUUCAUAACAAAUAAUGCCUACAAUAGGCACGUGCGGAUCAACGCAGGUCUGGAAGUACACCGAAGUACCUAUCGCCGCAAACGUUCAAUCCACCAAUCCAGGGAUGAAGGCAGAGCUGCUGAUGUCGAAAUUGAACAACUCAAUACCUGAUUCAAAUAGGCAUGUCAGUUGUAUUUCAAAGGAUUAUCAUGGAGAGCAAAA